This is a messenger RNA of Momordica charantia (bitter melon), 918 nucleotides long. Its product is annotated as carboxylesterase SOBER1. The record is from RefSeq and is a predicted model, not a curated record. Lineage: Eukaryota; Viridiplantae; Streptophyta; Magnoliopsida; Cucurbitales; Cucurbitaceae. Gene Ontology annotation, cellular component: cytoplasm. Gene Ontology annotation, biological process: protein depalmitoylation. Gene Ontology annotation, molecular function: carboxylic ester hydrolase activity; palmitoyl-(protein) hydrolase activity.
CCCACCCGAGGCAAUGAUGGGCAUGGGAGAGCAGGUGCAAUGGCGACUGCAUCUAUUUCUCGUGCUGAUUAUAUUUGGUUGCGCCGCCGCCAACACAUCAGAUCUAGAUCCCAUUGUGGGCAGAAGCUUCAUCGUGUGGCUUCAUGGGUUGGGAGACUCGGGUCCGCCCAACCAGCCUAUUAUGAAUCUCUUCACCGCCCCUGAGUUCGACCACACUUCCUGGUCUUUCCCUUCUGCUCCUCCCAACCCAGUCACGGCUCUCGAUGGUGCUGUGAUUCCUUCAUGGUUUGACAUUCUAGAGCUUCCAGUAACUGCUGCUUCUCCAAAUGCUGAAAGUUCUGUGCUUGAAGCAGUGCAAAGAGUACAUGCAAUGAUAGACGAUGUGGUUGAUGGUGGCAUAAAUCCAAAUAAUAUAUUCAUAUGUGGAUUCAGUCAAGGAGGUGCGUUGACAUUAGCCAAUGUUCUGCUAUAUUCAAAGACUCUGGGAGGAGGCGCAGUAUUUAGUGGAUGGGCUCCUUUAAAUAAUUCAACAAUUAUAGACCAAAUACAUCCAGAUGCCAAAAGGACACCAAUUUUGUGGUCCCAUGGAAUGGAUGACAUGAUCGUAUUGCCGGAGGCUGGCGAAGCCGGGGUGCGGUUCCUUGAAAAGGCAGGACUAGACUGUGAAUUUAAGGCUUAUCCUGGUGUGGGUCAUUCCACAAGCAUUGAGGAGCUCAGAAACCUUGUACAAUGGAUCAAGAGUCGUCUUAAAACUGUUAGAUUUGAAAAGGAAUGCAAGUAAAGUCUCACGUUGAUUUUACCAUUUUACCAUGAUAUAUAGAAAAGGAAAAUUAUCUGUAUUGAUAUAAAACUUUUUUUUGGAUAAAAUCAAAAGCAAAAUCCCUGGAGUACUUGAACGUCAUCACCCAUGUCUAUAAA